GUUAGACCGGACCGGAGGAAGGACAACUGAACUACGCAGACGUCCAAUGCGCCGCCCUUCAACCAACACAUUGAUACCAAACCGUUCACUCAAGCCGCCGUCCGGCCACCAUGGAUUCAGUGUCGUGCUCCUCCUUGUUGUGGUUCCGGAAGGGCCUGCGCAUCCACGACAACCCGGCCCUCCGCCACGCAGCUCGAGGCGCGAGCAAUUGCUUCCCGGUCUUUGUGAUUGACCCCCAUUACAUGGAGCCAGACCCGUCCGCUUUCUCGCCCGGUUCCUCUCUGGCCGGAUUGAACCGUAUCCGUUUCUUGCUGGAGAGCCUCGCCGAUCUCGACUCCAGCCUCAGGAACCUCGGCUCGCGCCUAUUAAUACUCCGGGGAGACCCCAGCCAAGUCCUCAUUCGUUGUCUCAGGGAGUGGAGCAUAACCAAGCUAUGCUUUGAGUAUGACACAGACCCUUAUUACCAGGGGUUAGAUGCUAAAGUAAAGAACUAUGCAUCUACAGCUGGGAUAGAGGUUUUCACUCCUGUGAGUCAUACACUCUUUAACCCUGCAGACAUUAUAAAGAAGAAUGGAGGGAGGCCGCCUCUGACUUACCAAACGUUUCUUAAACUGGCCGGGACACCAUCUUGGGAUUCAACUCCUUUGCCAACAUUGUCUGUGUCUUCGCUUCCUCCGAUUGGGAACUUGGGGAGUCUUGAAGUCUCAACUGUCCCAUCUCUAGAAGAGCUUGGCUAUAUUGAUACCAGCGAGGAUGAGAGGACGCCUUUUAGAGGCGGUGAAUUAGAAGCAUUGAGGAGGUUGAGAGAGUCAAUUGCAGAUACGGAAUGGGUAGCAGGUUUUGAGAAGCCCAAGGGCAAUCCAGCUGCCUUUUUAAGGCCUGCCACAACUGUCUUAUCACCAUAUCUAAAAUUUGGUUGUCUCUCUUCUAGAUAUUUCUACCAACAGAUUCAGGAAGUUCUACGAUCUGUUAAUAAAAGGCAUACAUCUCCACCGGUAUCUCUCCUCGGACAGUUGUUUUGGAGGGAUUUCUUCUACACAGCUGCUUUUGGAACUCCUAGUUUUGAUCGUAUGAGGGGCAAUACAAUAUGCAAACAGAUACCUUGGAAGGACAAUGAUGAAUUGCUAGCUGCUUGGAGAGUUGCUAAAACAGGAUUUCCUUGGAUUGAUGCCAUAAUGGUCCAGCUAAGGAAGUGGGGUUGGAUGCACCAUCUGGCAAGGCAUUCUGUUGCAUGCUUUCUGACUCGCGGAGAUCUGUUCGUCCAUUGGGAGAAAGGACGCGAUGUUUUCCAGAGACUACUAAUUGACUCUGAUUGGGCAAUCAACAAUGGGAACUGGUUGUGGCUCUCUUGCUCUUCAUUUUUCUACAAGUACCACCACAUUUAUUCUCCUAUUUCAUUUGGGAAGAAGUAUGAUCCUAAUGGGGAGUAUAUAAAGCAUUUUCUCCCCGUAUUAAGAGACAUGCCGAAGGAGUAUAUUUAUGAGCCAUGGACUGCUCCUUUAUCUGUACAGCAAAAAGCUAAAUGUGUUAUUGGAAUAGAUUAUCCAAAGCCAGUUGUUUCACAUGAAUCAGCUAGCAAAGACUGCCUCCAGAGAGUGGGUGAGGCUUAUGAGUUGAAUAAAAAGUUAAAUGGCAUGGUGAGCGAUGAAGAUUUAAGUGAACUAAAGAGGAAACUCGAAGCAGGAGAUAAGAAGAUGACUCUGGAGCAUAAACCCAAGAGGCUGAAGCAAACAUUAUUGAUUGAGUAUACUUGAAGCCAUUUGCAAAUUUAACAUAUACUUGAAGCCUUGUAGAUAUGCCGUUUUGUAGGAGUAUGAAUUUAUAUCCUCACUGCUAAUGCGAUAGUUUGGAGACGAUUUGCAUGACUUCGCCCUAUUUAAAAAAAAAUGAAGCCAUAU
Cuscuta campestris is the source of this 1898-nucleotide messenger RNA. Lineage: Eukaryota; Viridiplantae; Streptophyta; Magnoliopsida; Solanales; Convolvulaceae. The record is from the annotation of a GenBank genome assembly.